AUGUCAAUUGUUUCAUCAGGAAUCCCAUUUUCUACGCCGGAUGAGAAGGUUGAAGAAUUCUUCACAUUCUGCGGUAAAGUGAAGUCUAUUGAAGUGAUCGAUAAGAAUGAGAAGAGUAAAACUGUUGAAGUGGAGUUUGUCAAUCCUUCUGCUGUUUCCACUGCAUUGUUAUUGAAUGGUGCUGAGUUGAAUGGCAGUACCAUUGAGGUGAAAGAGAAAACCGCAAAGAAAAGUGAUGAACCUCCAACUUAUUCGGAUGCAACCAAAGCAACUCAGAGUAGUAGUAGUGAAUCAGGUGAUAUUGCUCAAGAGGAGAAGCCAAAAACGACGAUCGCAGCCGAGUACCUGGCUAAUGGAUAUGUUUUGUCAGACAAACUGGUUCAAGGAGCUAUUGAAUUUGACAAAAAGCAUGGAUUUUCUGGCACUUUCAGAUCGUUCCUUAAGGGAGUUGAUGAUAAGUAUCAUCUUCAUGCUAAAGGUCAAGAGGUCAACACUAAAUUGGGACUUGAAGAAAAGCUGGAUCAGGGUCGUAGAACUCUUGAUUCUUAUCUUGACAAGUUCAAAAAGGACAAGUAUGGCUCGAAAAUCAACCAGUUCUAUACUAAUGUGGCUACAGAUGUGACACAGGUUCAUGAAGAAGCCAAGAGAAUAGCUGCAGAAAGGGAAAAGAAGGCUGAAGGCUUUGCUGGUUCCCCAGUAAUCGAUCCAACUAUCAAUACGAUUGGGCCAAAUUCCACGACUGCCCAGGCUGCUGGAGCUGUUGCUUUCGAGGAAGAUAAGAAGUAA
This is a messenger RNA of Brettanomyces nanus, 786 nucleotides long. RefSeq lists its product as uncharacterized. The transcript has a single exon. The record is from RefSeq and is a predicted model, not a curated record. Lineage: Eukaryota; Fungi; Ascomycota; Pichiomycetes; Pichiales; Pichiaceae. Gene Ontology annotation, molecular function: RNA binding. Bases 1 to 786 code for a protein of 261 amino acids.